Benincasa hispida (wax gourd) is the source of this 2168-nucleotide messenger RNA. RefSeq names its product Class II aaRS and biotin synthetases superfamily protein (gene OVA6). Gene Ontology annotation, molecular function: ATP binding; proline-tRNA ligase activity. NCBI's taxonomy places the organism in Eukaryota, Viridiplantae, Streptophyta, Magnoliopsida, Cucurbitales, Cucurbitaceae. Gene Ontology annotation, cellular component: chloroplast stroma; cytoplasm; mitochondrion. Gene Ontology annotation, biological process: prolyl-tRNA aminoacylation. The record is from RefSeq and is a predicted model, not a curated record.
GAACGAGGAGCAGGCCCAUUGGGCCAUUUCAGAAAGCCCAUAAUCCAAUUUGGCUAUAGAAUCCAAAUUUUCAAGUCAUCCCCAUAUUUGCAUUUGUUCAUAGCCAAACCUCAUCUCCCUCAGUUUCAUAGUUGAAAAAACUCCGAAGAAAUGGUAGUUUCACUGAGACUACCUUUGAUCUCCUCUCUGCUUUCCCCAGCCUCAUCUCGCUCUUCAAACUUCACCUUCUCCAGGCGAGCUUUGGGAAUUUCAUGGAGGCAGCAACGCCCGUUACGGUUGCCGCUGCUUUCUUCUGGUUUCUCUGCUCGAAGUUCGUCCACCGGCACUGAAAUUCGUGUCGACAACUCCAAGAAUCGAGUUCCUGAAGGAGCUAUCACGCCUCGGUCGCAGGAUUUCAAUGCUUGGUAUUUGGAUGUUAUUGCCAAUGCUGAGCUCGCGGAUUAUGGUCCUGUUCGAGGUACCAUGGUUAUUCGUCCCUAUGGCUACGCCAUAUGGGAGGCAAUUCAGGUAUUUUUAAAUGCCAAGUUCAAAGAAACCGGCCAUGAGAAUAUGUACUUUCCGCAGUUUAUACCAUACUCUUUUAUUGAGAAAGAAGCUAGUCAUGUCGAGGGCUUUAGUCCUGAGUUAGCUCUUGUAACAAUUGGAGGAGGGAAAGAACUUGAAGAAAAGCUUGUGGUUCGACCGACAAGUGAAACCAUUGUGAAUCACAUGUUUACUCAGUGGAUUCAUAGUUACCGUGAUCUUCCAUUGAUGAUUAAUCAGUGGGCCAAUGUUACAAGAUGGGAGAUGCGCACGAAACCAUUUAUUAGAACUCUUGAAUUUCUCUGGCAGGAGGGGCAUACAGCUCAUGCCAGUCCAGAAGAGGCAGAAAAAGAGGCUAUUCAGAUGAUUGACGUAUAUACAAAAUUUUCUUAUGAGCAAGCGGCAAUACCUGUUAUUGCAGGUCGAAAAUCAAAGGUGGAGACAUUUGCUGGUGCGGACAAGACCUAUACAAUAGAGGCCAUGAUGGGGGAUCGAAAGGCACUGCAGGCAGGAACCAGCCACAACCUAGGGCAAAACUUUUCUCGUGCUUUUGGAACACAGUUCACAGAUGAAAAUGGACAAAGGCAACAUGUAUGGCAGACAUCAUGGGCAAUUAGUACGCGUUUUGUCGGAGGAAUUAUUAUGACUCAUGGAGAUGAUGGAGGUUUAAUGCUUCCACCAAAGCUUGCUCCAAUACAGGUGGUAAUCAUACCCAUCUGGAAGAAGGAUGGCGAUAAAGUUGAGGUUCUUAGUGCUGCUUCUUCUGUAAAAGAAAGUCUUCAAACUGCAGGGAUAAAGGUUAAACUUGAUGAGUCAGAACAGAGAACUCCAGGAUGGAAAUUCAAUUUCUGGGAAAUGAAGGGCGUUCCUUUGAGGAUUGAGAUUGGACCCAAGGAUGUUGCAAGUCAAAGUGUGGUCAUAUCUAGGAGAGACAUUCCUGGAAAGCAAGGGAAAGUUUUUGGGAUAUCCAUGGAACCUUCUGUUUUAGAGGCUUAUGUAAAAGGGACAUUGGAUGAGAUCCAGUCAUCUCUUCUUCAACUGGCAAAAACUUUUCGUGACAGUAACAUUGUGGAUGUGAGUUCAUAUGAUGAACUUAAAGAGGCAAUUUCCGAGGGAAAAUGGGCUAGGGGUCCUUGGUCAGCUAGUGACCAAGAUGAAUUGAGAGUUAAAGAAGAAACAGGAGCAACAAUUAGGUGCUUUCCUUUUGAACAGCCACAAGGGCCUAAAACAUGUCUGAUGACUGGUAACCCUGCUGAGGAAGUUGCCAUAUUUGCGAAGUCUUACUAAGAUAUGAUUUCAAGGCAUGACUUAAGACCUCCAAGUCUUGUUCAAUUGGGCUAAUCACGUUUGGGCACCAUCUUGAAGGCCAUGUUAAAUAUACCUGGAAGAGGGAGCCUUCUAAAUCAGUUCAACUAAGGCAAAGGCUCUAGCUAGCUGGUUGGCAUUGGCAUUUGUCUUUUGAAGUUUGACGUGUUUUUGUUCUCUGCCUGCCUAAUUAUUUUACUUGGUGGCUCAAUCCUUCAUUUCCGGGCAUUAUUUAAGUGAUCUAUUUAUUUAUGAACUAAAUGAAUUGACAAUCUUGUUAAAGCAAGUUUUUGUCUUUGUUUCAUUUUUCAUAACAUGAGCUUGCUGUUUCACUUUUACAA